This is a messenger RNA of Drosophila ficusphila, 1878 nucleotides long. It is a transcript of the gene wash, whose product is annotated as WASH complex subunit 1. Gene Ontology annotation, molecular function: gamma-tubulin binding; alpha-tubulin binding. The transcript has a single exon. NCBI's taxonomy places the organism in Eukaryota, Metazoa, Arthropoda, Insecta, Diptera, Drosophilidae. Gene Ontology annotation, cellular component: WASH complex; early endosome; recycling endosome. Gene Ontology annotation, biological process: exocytosis; endocytic recycling; Arp2/3 complex-mediated actin nucleation. The coding region runs from base 190 to 1680 and encodes 496 amino acids. The record is from RefSeq and is a predicted model, not a curated record.
AUUUGUUUUUCUCUUUAAUUUUAAUCUGUAUUUAUUUUACUGAUAUGCUUGAUUGCGUUUAGAGUAACGCAGUUAUUAAGAAUAACAAUAUCAAAAUUUAAGAUAAUUUCAUCAAUUGUCAGCGACGGUCACACCACUAAAAACACCCAGCAAAAAUCGCAAUAAAUAUGUGAUUUUGUCAAAACAAAAAUGGAGGAAUCACCUUACCUGCACAGCCCCUACCAGGUGUCCAUAAUCGCCACUGACCUGCACCAUGAGGACACUAUAAUCCAAGCAGCCCAGUCCCUGGACUGUCUCCACAAAACAAUAAACUCAAUUUUCGAGCGAAUCGAUGCCCGCUUGGCGAGAAAUGGUUCAAAGGUUGAGGACAUCAAUAAUCGUGUAAAGCGCGCCCAGGCUAAAAUCGAUGCGCUCGUUGGCUCCAAGCGAGCUAUACAGAUCUUUGCUCCCGCUUGCUUCCCGGCUGGCGACGUACUGGCUCCUCUGCCGGCCACCUUUCCACAGGUGGUGGCUAAUCCGCUGAUGGAGGAGCAGGUCGAGCAACAGCCUCACCGCCGUUACAGCGGCCUCGGCACCUCGGAAAAGCAAGAAGAUGGGGACAUCUUCUUCCACGUACGUGGCGACCGGGAGCACGAAUCCCCGCUGGUGUCCGAAAGGAAAAUGACCAAUCGCACCGCCGGUCUGGGAGCACUUCCUAUGACCGGAGUGCGCUCGGUGCCUUCACUGAUGCGGUUCAAUACCAAUGAGUUCGCCUAUGGAGAGGAUCUAAAUGCCUGGAAGCGCUCCCUACCACCGCAAAGUGCCCGUCGCGUAGCCAGUCAGUCCUCGCGGCCUACUGCCGAAAAGCUGCUAGCUCCGGCUCCGCACUCGCUGGCCCAUGGCACCACCAAAUUGGCUACGCCAGCCGGAGAUCUGCGCUACAAUCCUGCCGCCCUGGCUGCCCCCGCCAUGGAUGUCCCCCUGGAUCUGCCCGAUCUUCCUGGCAUAGCCAAUGAUCUGCAGUACGAACCCGUUGAAGAGCAGACACCGAUAGCUCCUUCGCAGCAGUUCGGCGAUUUGCCAGAGCUACCAGAUCUGGGCCUGGAGGAGCAGGUGAUCACGGUGCAAGCAAUAGCGGCCCAGACGCACAUUCCAGGACCUGCUCGAAAGUCGGCUCUGGGACAAUCUCCAUCUCCAGUUAUGGCGCCUCCACCACCACCACCGCCGCCGCCGCCACCUCCUCCGCCCGAGCAGAUGAAAAGGGUUCCUACGCCUCCACCGUUCCCAACUAAGGGAGCUGCAAAACCACUCUCACCCUCACCAUCUACGCCCCUUAACAUGCCGCCGCCUCCUCCUCUACCUGAAGAUCCACGAUCCGAGCUUAUGGCAGCCAUACGGAAUGCUGGUGGAGUGCACGGCGGGCGCCUACGGUCGCCGGCGGCUGCCCCUCUCGAUGUAGUGGACAAGUCGCGUUCCAAGGCGGGGGCUGCUGCAACGGGAGAUCUGAUGGCAGACUUGCACAACAAGCUGAUGCUUCGGCGCAAAGGAAUCUCUGGAAGCCAAAAUCCUGGGGAAGCCACUGCUGGCAAUCCCCUGAUGCAGCAGCUCUCUCGAGUGAUUCCGCCACCAGUGCAGCCGCGCAAGGGAUCGCAAUCCAGUGAGGAGGGGCGCUCCGACGACGACGAAGACGUGUGGAAAUAGCCGUAACUUUGAAGUUCGAAACCCCUUCUCUACCAAUUUAGCUUUAGCACCGGUGCAAGUGCCUUAGCUAGCUUUAAGCACUAGCUUCUCUAGCUUAAUUUUACCAAUCUCCGGAGAGAAUUUGAAAUUCUGCGCCCAAGCGAGCAUGCCAAAUUAGGUCAAUGUGAAAUAGUUGAAUAAAAGUAACAACUAAAACCA